Molecule: messenger RNA, 714 nt
Organism: Microdochium trichocladiopsis
Lineage: Eukaryota; Fungi; Ascomycota; Sordariomycetes; Xylariales; Microdochiaceae
Exons: 1
Coding region: 1-714 (237 amino acids)
Source: RefSeq, a predicted model, not a curated record
AUGAAUUUCGAAGACGUAUCUCGAAAGCUCGAUGCUAUGAAGAUCGUCGCUCUUUACAGAGUCCGCGGAGGCACAGCGAAGGGUAGGAGUCGCAAGAUUCGUGACUUGUCCCGUGCCUUUUACACGUCCGCCACCCAGGAAGAAGGCAUCGAGUCUGCCGUAUGGCUGUACGAAGAUCAUGAUGCCGCGCCAAAUAUCGAUUGGACCGAGAUUCACGACAUUACCGAGCUCGGCACAAAGGCGGGCAGUGGCCGCGCCCAGAUCAUCACUCUCCCCGAUCCAUUCGACCCCAGCUACACAACCUACAAGGUCAGCGCGGAGGAGCUCGUUAUAACCUUGCAUCCCCCAUUCGGAAAAAGCCUAUGGGGUUUGACCGACAAGAAAGGCUUGGAGUCAUUGCAGUGGAUUUUGGAUGGUCACGCGCGGCGCGUAUGCGUGGUGAACUGGUGUGCGGGAAAAGUUGAUGCGACUUGCCUCCCGCACCUGCCCGAGAAGAUCAAGGAAUUGAAGUUGUGUGGAAUGCCGAGGUUCCUCGCCGAUCCCGUGCCGUGGAACCCUUGCAACCAUCAUCACUGGAUUCACGAAUUUGUGGAGAAACUGCAAGCACUGCAGAAACUGACUCUUUCUGGGUGUGGCUACCGUUCUGAUGAUCUGCCACCUCUCAGGAACUGGAUAGAUUCAUUGGAGAUCAACGUCGAAAAGGAAGCGAAGUAG